Messenger RNA from Mycena indigotica, 1626 nucleotides. RefSeq lists its product as uncharacterized. The transcript is spliced from 4 exons. NCBI's taxonomy places the organism in Eukaryota, Fungi, Basidiomycota, Agaricomycetes, Agaricales, Mycenaceae. The coding region runs from base 1 to 1626 and encodes 541 amino acids. The record is from RefSeq and is a predicted model, not a curated record.
AUGACCAUUCACGAAUCCUUCCUCACUGUCUUGCUUCCUACAUCUCCAUUUAUUCUUGCCUAUGCCAUCCCCAUGCUACUUCUCUCCCUCCUCCUGACCCUCGCUGGCGCAUUCCUAACCCUCGAUCGCACACGGUCCUUUCCUGUUGAGCGUUAUGGUGUCCUGCCCGGCGCAUUCGAACAGAGAAAGCGCAUCCACUUUCUGUUGGAAGGUGGUGUCGGUGGACUUGCUGCAGGUUAUGCCUUUGGAGUGCACUUAUCGACGUUCCUCAGUUUACUCGUUCCGGCGAUAUCCUCAUCUUCCUCCCUCAGCCCUAGGUCUUUCGUGCCUAUUUGGCUACUUUCCGGUCUAAUCACGACAUUUUUGGCCGGUCGAUGGAGAUAUUGCGCACUCACCUUCAUUGGGUUGUCCGGCGGGGCUGCCUUCUCUCUCGGGGUUUCUGUCGUUAUACAUCCUUCGCUACUGGCUCGAAUCAUCAUUACCGCCAUCUUCGUUCCCACCUCAACUCUGUUCGUUCUCCUUCCAAUCCCCAAGAUUCAGCGCUCUGCAGUCCGUUUUGGCGCUUCUGUGACGGGUGCCUUCGGUGUCGUUCUCUCGAUAGCAUUACUCGCAAAUAUACCAUCAUGGGCUAAUGUCUGGGAUCGCCUAUGGGAGGCUCAAGACGAGACUGGGACCUGGGGAACGACCAAAGAGAAGGGCCUCAGUGCAGGCUUCUUCCUUUUCCUUACCGCCGGCAUUGUUUGUGACUUCUUUUUACGGCGCACUUUCGGAGAAUGCCCAGACGAGAAAUGGGACAGUUAUCUUGCAACGUAUGCGUCAAAUUUACCCAACGCCGCUGACCGUGCUGGUACAUUCGUUCCCGUCAAAUCUUUCUGGGAUCGUGUGCUCGGCAGUUCUCCCGCCACCAAGCCUCCCAGGGACAUAGUCUUUCCUGAUGAUGACGCAGACGAUGUCAAGUUGACGCCAGGAAAGGGUUCAGAGUCUUUUGAGUUCCAACAAAGUCCUGCUUUCCUCAAGAAGGGGAGGUCAGUGGGUCAUACACGCUUCAAGGCACGCAUGUCUAGCAAAAAGCGUGAUGGGGUUAAAUUCAAGCCUGUUGGAGAUUCCUACUCUGACGACGACGACGACGAUCCGCUUAACUCGCCGCCCUUAAGUCCAACUAGCAAAGUCCCGCGACCAUGGCUACGCCAGAAGACAUCUAUUGCCUCCACAACGCCCACACUCGUUGAUGACCUUUCGCCCAAAGGGGGGAAACUGGAUUUUGACAGGGAAGUCAAAAAGGUUCGGGAGGGGAAAAAGCUGAGGGACGGAGAAGCGCCAGAGUACUCUGACUUCGAAGAUGAUGUGACAAAUAUGGGAGGUAAACAUAGCGGAGAAGAGUGGAAACCAGGUUUCCUCAAGCGGCACACAUCCGGUGCCAACUCCACAUCAAGCACAUCUCAGCAAACAAUAGUCAAGUCAAAAUCUCCUCCAUUGGGGGCUGUACCUGCAACCCCGUCGCUGAUCAAAGCGUUGGACCGGAUAGCAGUCGCACAGAAAGAUGCGUUCAGCCAGCCGCCCUCGCCUGAGGAGAAAGGUGCACGAUGGGAUGAAUUCUGGAAGGAUGUCCGGGACAAGGCACGAUGA